This is a messenger RNA of Arabidopsis lyrata subsp. lyrata, 745 nucleotides long. RefSeq lists its product as uncharacterized. The transcript has 2 exons. The record is from RefSeq and is a predicted model, not a curated record. The coding region runs from base 116 to 418 and encodes 100 amino acids. NCBI's taxonomy places the organism in Eukaryota, Viridiplantae, Streptophyta, Magnoliopsida, Brassicales, Brassicaceae.
UCUUCUUUCUCAUUCUCGAUUCUAGAACUGUGAGUGAUAAACCCUAAGUGAUUUGGGGGUUUUCGAUUCUCGUGGAUUCCGUCUCAAGGUGGCUUCGAAUCCAACGUUACUAGCAAUGAUUACCAAUGAGGAAGGCCAAGAGAGCGAUCCGUCGAGCUCUGAAGAUACGACUUUCCAGAUCUACUACAAUGGAAAGUUUGUAGUUUCAGCCGGAAAUGUUCUUACAUAUGUUGGAGGCGAGAUUCACAUGCUUGAAUGUAAUCCGGAAGCUGUUUUUACUAACAUGACUGGGUCAUUGGGGUUAUCUCUAAUUGGGCAAAGGAUCUGGUUUAAGCUACCUUAUGAGACUUUUCAAGAGUUAAAGUUGUUGUAUGUUGAAGCUGAAAAUUUCCAGAGAAUGUGUUUAGCUGCGAAGUAGACAAAAGCUGUUGAUAUAUUCUUGGAAAAUGAUGAGUCUCCUGAAGAAGGUAAUGAUGUGAAUGAUGUGACUGCUAGAGUUGGUGAAGAAGACAAUGAAGUGAAUGGUAGAGAAAAAAGAAAAAGAAGAAAGGAAAGGAAGCUGAAAAAGAAAUUGAAGAUCCUCCUCAAAAGAAAAUGAAAAUAACUAGAGAAGGUAUGACUUUGCAUUGUGCUCGAUGUAGCAUUUCAGGACAUAACACUAGGAGGUGUCCAAAUGUUGGGGUCCUAAGCAAAAGAGCAUCUAAAAGACAAGAAGAAGGUCCAAGCCAAGCAAGUCAAGCAUCUC